UGAUAAUCAUGCCAUUUUCAUAAUAGACUUUCAACCUCAUAAUAUCCAGGUAAUACGAAAUUCGCAAAAGUGAGUACAUUUACUAUUGUUAGUUAGCCAAACAUACUUAAAGAGCAAAUAAGGUAGGAACCAAGACUACGAAUUGGGAUUUGUUUCCAGAUGGACGGCGAGCUAUUUCUAUGGUAACCAGAGAAGCCAAACCGCCUUACAAGGAUUGUCAAGUUGGAAGGAUUGUCAGCCGUUGUACAAGUUGGAAGGACAGAGCAUGGCUAUAAAUCUGGACCAAAAGGUUUUGCUUAAGCAUGUGAAUCAGUUUUGGUCAAUGCUAGACGAGAUGUCUGAAUCAAACCCAGAGGCUUAUCGGAAAUUUAUAAGGCACAAUAUGGAGGAGGGCAUUGAACAUUGUGCCCCACCUUGCCCACACACCUGUGUACGAACCAAAAUUAUGGAACCUGAAGAAGACAUCUUGUACAUCAAUCUGUGUACGUGGAACAGAGUGCCACCUCCCAGCUCUGACCUUGAACCUGUGCCCCUAAGAGCAGGACAGUUAGAAAAAGUAACAGAGGAAAAUGAGGUCUACUGGUUGAUCAGCAUUGCUUAUAACCCAAAAGUCCUGCAGCAAGGUGAGCAAGAUCAUGCUGUUAUGGACCAGCUGAUUGGCUUUGCGAUGAAGUGUACUGAACAGCACCAUGGCUUACAUUUGUCCAAGUCCUACUCCAUGACAAAGGUCAAGCUGAAAGGAACCAGUAGAAGAAUGAAAGACAGUCUAAUGAACUUUACGCUGCCCACCCCAACUCAUCUGGAUAUUAAAUGCACAGGACAGCAGAAGUCUCUGGAUCAGCAGAUCAGAACUCUUACUCUUGGAGAUGAAGCGGAGCCCAUUUGUUCUUUACCUUUUUUCGGUCAACAGCUGGAAAAUCCCAAGAAAACUGGACUGAUUGAGGUGAUUUCAAGCACAAAUUUCGACAUGGAGCCACCACAGACUCCCAAAUAUCAUCUGUCUACAGUUAAAAAUAAAAAUAAUGUAGAAGAGAAAAUUGUACUGAGUGUGGAACUUCCGGGGGUACAUUCAGUCUCAGAAUGUGACCUCAGCAUUUCACAGGAUGAUGUAUUGAUUGAAGUGAAAGACAAAUAUUUCCUUCAUCUGGACCUUAGUAGGAAAAUCAAUGAUGAGUCCGCAUCAGCAAAAUUCAACAAGUGGACUCAAGUGCUGUUGGUGACUCUGUCCAUACAAGAAUAAUGAAAGAUACGUUAUAGCUGUGCUCAGCACAAAAUAAAGAUUUGAGAUAUUUGGAAGACUGUCAUUUCUGCCUUUACUUAAUAAAUUGAUCAGAGUCACUGUUAAGACAUCAGGUCUGGACAUAAAAGGGCUGUAUUGCACGUCCUGCUGCAUGUCACAUGUUUACUCUGCAACUGGAUGUUACUACAUUACAUUGGUUGGAUUUAGUAGAGAGUAACAUUAAAAGAAAGAAAAAAUCAAGUACUUUUAACUUGCUAAGGUGAACAAUGUUACAUCUCAAGUCUUACAUCUCCAUUAAGAAGACCGUGUUUAUUAAGGAGCAUUUCUGAUUGCAUUAAGCAUACAAUUAUUAAAGAAAAUCAUGGAUGUUGUACUUGUAUUUAUAAAUAUGGAAUUUUUUGAUAAGAUAAAACACGUUACUAAAUAUUUUGUGUUGCUUGCAUAUGUCAUUGACAUAAAAUUAGAAGCAUAGAUAGUUGAGACCACACAUUUCCAUAUACCUUGGCUAAUGGCUUUGUGUUCAAUUAAUUAGAGGGUCUACUUUAUUUCUGUAAGUGGUGAUAUCAAAUAAAUUGCUUAGUGACUGA
Messenger RNA from Polypterus senegalus (gray bichir), 1827 nucleotides. It is a transcript of the gene pih1d2, whose product is annotated as PIH1 domain containing 2. Gene Ontology annotation, cellular component: R2TP complex; cytoplasm; ribonucleoprotein complex. Gene Ontology annotation, biological process: box C/D snoRNP assembly; rRNA processing. Lineage: Eukaryota; Metazoa; Chordata; Cladistia; Polypteriformes; Polypteridae. The record is from RefSeq and is a predicted model, not a curated record. Bases 266 to 1240 code for a protein of 324 amino acids. The transcript has 6 exons.